Ophidiomyces ophidiicola is the source of this 2235-nucleotide messenger RNA. RefSeq names its product Transcription initiation factor TFIID subunit 5 (gene TAF5). Gene Ontology annotation, biological process: transcription initiation at RNA polymerase II promoter. Gene Ontology annotation, molecular function: RNA polymerase II general transcription initiation factor activity; protein binding. The transcript is spliced from 5 exons. Gene Ontology annotation, cellular component: transcription factor TFIID complex. The record is from RefSeq and is a predicted model, not a curated record. Bases 1 to 2235 code for a protein of 744 amino acids. Lineage: Eukaryota; Fungi; Ascomycota; Eurotiomycetes; Onygenales; Onygenaceae.
AUGUCGGCUCCAGCUCCAAGCCCUGGCCCGCGCGGUGGCAGUAUUGGGCCAAAUAACCCACAGCCUCCCUCAGCUCAACAGCAGCCGAUCAGCAAUACCCACGCUUCUAGUAGCGGAACCCCUACUACUACUACAAGUUCGUCUCCCCAAGUCAUGUCACAACAAAACCUGAAUCAGAUUGUCAUUGAUUAUCUGGCGAAGAAAGGCUAUAAUCGCACGGAAAUGAUGCUUAGGAUGGAAUCCGCAAAUCAAGAAAUUGACGGGCGCCCCCUGCCGCCUACUGGUGAUGAUUCACGUGCAAGGUUUCGGCCUGCAUUUGAUAUGAUCAGGGCAUGGGUCGAGAAUAACCUGGACAUCUACAAGCCUGAACUCCGGCGUAUUCUAUGGCCUAUUUUUGUUUACUCGCACAUCAGCCUUGUGUCAACCCUAGCUCCAGCAGAGGCUCGUCAGUUCUUUGACACAAAUAAGGACUAUUUUCUCCCAGAUCACAGCGACGAUAUUCGCACACUAAGCCCUGUCACACUUCCAGAGCACCUGAACACCAAUGCUAUUGCAAAAACUUACCGAGAGAACAAAUAUCGUCUCACACUGAGCAAUCCUGCUUUUUCGAACCUUAUGCAAUAUCUCGAGAGCAAAGGCAAGGAAGGAUCAUUGGUAUCGGCAUUGCUUAGCAGUUACUGUACGAUAAUUACCAAAGAUCGUUCCUCCGAUGACAGGUUCAGUUUUGCAGCAAUGCUGGCUAGGGCCAAAGAUAUUGACGGCGGCCCACCUCUGGAAGAUGAAGGGAUUCCAGGUCAUCACCCCGGCUCCGCGUACACUGGUGAUAACCCCGCAAUGGCAGGCACUCUCCCACGCCUUAAACUUGGAAAACUUCCCCUCGAACCUGAGCUUGAAGGCGAUGUGAGAGCCGAGCUAGAAGAUGCAGAUACUAAGGAGCCCCCUCCUCCUGGAAAACCCUCUCUCGUCCAGCAUUUUGAACAAAUGAUCAAAAAGGAAGAAGACGUCGAGUCCCCUUCUCGCUCUGAUAUCCCAUAUCCGUCUUCACUUGCUCGAGAUGUCGCUAUUGAAGUUCAAAGGGUUAAGGAAAAUCGCGAUAGGUUCAAAAUUGAGAGCCGCACAGGUGGCGUUGGUCCCGCUAUAAGCGUUUGCAUGUUUACAUUCCACAACACAUACGAUGGAAUAAAUUGCCUCGACUUUUCGGGCGAUAGCAUGCUUGUUGCAGCCGGCAUGCAAGAUUCAUACAUUCGUGUAUGGAGUGUAGAUGGCCUUCCGAUACAGCCCACUUAUCCUGAACUUGAGGAUAAAGACUUCAAACCUUCGAAUUCUCGUCGCCUUUAUGGCCAUUCUGGACCUGUUUUUGCGGUUGCGUUUGCGCCAUCAAUUGCUAGUCCUGACGAGGCAGAAGUCAAAACAAAUACUCGCUGGCUUCUUUCGUCUUCUGGCGACAAGACCAUUCGAUUGUGGUCCCUCGAUCUUUGGCAAUGCAUGGUAGUUUACAAGGGACAUGACCAGCCCGUUUGGGACUUGGCAUGGGGUCCGUAUGGCCAUUAUUUUAUUUCUGGUGGUCAUGACAAAACUGCAAGGUUGUGGGUUACCGAUCGCAUUCGCCAACAACGAAUAUUUGCGGGUCACGAUCAGGAUGUCGACUGCGUUUGUUUCCACCCUAAUUCAGCGUACAUUUUUACUGGGAGCUGUGAUAGAACAGUUCGUAUGUGGGCAGUCACAACCGGAAAUGCUGUCCGUAUGUUUACGGGGCACACAGGUAACAUUACCUCGAUGGCCUGUAGUAAGGAUGGAAAGACGCUGGCAUCGGCUGAUGACCAUGGCUCCAUUUUCCUCUGGGACUUAGCACUCGGCAGACUUCUCAAGCGGAUGCGUGGCCAUGGAAAGGGUGGAAUCUGGUCGCUAUCUUGGAGUGCAGAGUCUACGGUUCUCGUGUCUGGCGGCGCGGAUGGAACCGUUCGAGUCUGGGAUGUUACGGGUCCUUCCAUGGACCCUACUAAUAGUCAAGGAAAAAUUAUCGGUGAGGGAGGAACGGGGACAAAGAUCGACGGUACAAACACGGCAGCUUCCUCUACAACUCAGACCGGAGCUGCAAGUGGAAAGAAAAAGGGAAAAGACGUCGUUGUCACCCCGGACCAGAUCAGUGCCUUUCCAACUAAGAAAAGCCCGGUCUACAAAGUCCAAUUUACAGGAAUGAAUCUGGUCAUCGCUGGCGGUGCGUAUCUACCAUGA